Messenger RNA from Yamadazyma tenuis ATCC 10573, 978 nucleotides. It is a transcript of the gene PPZ1, whose product is annotated as salt homeostasis regulator. NCBI's taxonomy places the organism in Eukaryota, Fungi, Ascomycota, Pichiomycetes, Serinales, Debaryomycetaceae. Gene Ontology annotation, cellular component: cytoplasm; nucleus. Gene Ontology annotation, molecular function: protein serine/threonine phosphatase activity. The record is from RefSeq and is a predicted model, not a curated record.
GUCACCAACACCAGCCAGUCGAGCUCGUUCGAUAUCGAAAACCUUAUCCAGCGGCUCUUGGACGCCGGGUACAGUGGAAAGCGCACGAAGAACGUGUGCCUUAAAAACAAUGAAAUUCAAAUGGUAUGCCUGAGGGCUCGGGAAAUUUUGUUAUCGCAGCCAUCACUCUUGGAGCUCAAUCCACCCGUCAAGGUGGUGGGAGAUGUCCAUGGGCAGUUUGGCGACUUGAUUCGGAUCUUCACCAAGUGCGGGUUCCCGCCGCUGACCAACUACUUGUUUCUCGGUGAUUACGUCGACAGAGGCAAACAGAGUCUUGAAACCAUCUUGUUGUUGCUCUGCUACAAGAUCAAGUACCCUGAAAACUUCUUUUUGUUGCGAGGCAACCAUGAGUGUGCCAAUGUCACCCGAGUGUAUGGGUUCUAUGACGAGUGUAAGAGACGGUGUAAUAUCAAAACGUGGAAGUUGUUCAUCGAUACCUUCAACACUCUCCCCAUCGCGGCCAUUGUGGCGGGAAAAAUAUUCUGUGUGCAUGGAGGGCUUCUGCCGGUGUUGACCCUGUUGGACGAGAUUCGUAACAUUGCCAGGCCUACCGAUGUGCCAGACUUUGGUCUUUUGAACGAUCUACUCUGGUCCGAUCCAGCGGAUACAUUGAACGAGUGGGAAGACAACGAGCGUGGGGUGUCGUAUGUGUUUUCCAAGGUGGCCAUCAAUAAGUUUCUCCAGAAGUUUGGCUUUGACUUGGUGUGCCGGGCCCAUAUGGUGGUGGAGGAUGGGUACGAGUUUUUCAAUGAUCAGACGUUGGUGACGGUAUUUCUGGCCCCCAACUAUUGUGGAGAGUUUGAUAACUGGGGAGCGGUGAUGAGCGUGAGUGACGAGCUCUUGUGUUCGUUUGAGUUGUUGGAUCCGCUUGACAGCGUUGCCUUAAAGCAGGUGAUGAAGAAGGGCCGAAACGAGAGAAAGGUCGCAUUGGUUCAGUGA